AUGGUCGGUAAAGAUUGUAUAGCAAUAGCCUGUGAUUUACGUUUAGGAAAUCAGUCAUUAGGGUUAUCGAAUAACUUUGAAAAGAUUUUCCAACUUGGAGAUAAAACAUUUUUAGGAUUGACAGGGUUGGCAACAGAUGUAAUUACAUUAUCAGAAACAUUUAGAUUCAAGAACAAUUUAUAUAAGUUAAGAGAAGAAAGAGAAAUUGAGCCAACGACAUUGGCAAACUUGGUCAGUUCUACAUUAUACGAAAAGAGAUUCGGGCCUUAUUUUGUUGGUCCAAUAGUAGCAGGAUUGGAUUCGAAGACCAACAAACCAUUUAUCUGUGGAUUUGAUUUGAUCGGAUGUAUUGAUUUUGCUAAGGAUUUCAUAGUCAGUGGGACUGCAUCUGAUCAAUUAUAUGGUAUGUGUGAAUCGUUGUAUGAGCCAAAUUUGGAACCAGAAGAUUUAUUUGAAACUAUCAGUCAGUCCUUAUUAAAUGCAGUCGACAGAGAUGCUUUGUCUGGUUGGGGUGCCGUUGUUUAUAUUGUUACCAAAGAUAAUGUUACUAAGAGAGUUUUGAAAACUCGUCAAGAUUAA
This is a messenger RNA of Debaryomyces tyrocola, 579 nucleotides long. Lineage: Eukaryota; Fungi; Ascomycota; Pichiomycetes; Serinales; Debaryomycetaceae. The record is from the annotation of a GenBank genome assembly.